CUGGAUUGUUUCUAGAUUUGUGCGAUACAUUUAUUUCAAUAUUUGACGAUACACUUUGUUGUGAUGCAAACUCAUUAUUUCAUCAUCUCGCGCGACUCAAACUUGAAGUUUCUGCUUGUAUUUAUUUUUAUUUUUUAUUUUUUAUUAAUAAAAAUUAUAUUACAAUAAUUAAUGUAUUAUUUCCUAUGUAUAUGAUAGCGUUUCAUGCAAUAGAAGACUUUUACGUACUCUCGCAUACUUCUCUAAAGUAACACUUAACUCUUUACGAAGCAUUUCCAAUCAAAUGAUUUUUCUUAAUGCAAACGAGGCAGAGUCCAAUUGAAGUGGCGUGGCUCAUUGUGUCCAGAGUACAAUCGUCGAUAUGUAUUGCGGCUGAUAGUCGGCUGACCCCACAGCAGAGAUAAGCGCUGACCCCGAGCUAGGGCAAUCCCGCUCGCGACUUCUGGAAAUGUCGACGCUGGACCACUAGUCAGCAUUGUCUCGAGCACGGGAAUUCCUCGGGAUUUUCACUGGAACUAGCCGGAACAGCCUUGAUUCAUGAGAUGAAAAUUCCGUUGCACAACCUCGGCGAUGCGAAAAUGUUCACGAUCGAAGACGACUCCCUAUCGAGUCCAGAGACCCGGUUCCAGCGAAUGUCGACGCACUUCAAAAUUUUCAAGUGGUUCGUCACGAUAAACGUUCUGCUUUUAUUAAUAUUCUGUGGUUACGCUCUCUGGAGUCUCUACCAGCUGGAAUCGGCUUUACAAUCACGCGAAGGAUAUCUAUUCGACAAGUACGAGAACGCAGGCUCAUCGAGCGGAAAAGUUAACGUUGCGGAACUAAACGACAGCGUCGUCAUCUCGGAUUUCAACGAUUGGCGUAGGUCAAUCCUCGAGAGUCUCGAAAAUUUGCAACAAGAAAAAGAGGAAAAACCGAAUGCGUCUUACAAUUUACAAUUUCUGCUGCACACUAUCACGAGUAUCGUGGAAAAUUUCGUGGACCCUAAUAACGACUCAGCGACACAGGGAAGGAGCAGGUUCGUGAUAACGAAUCUGACCGAUUUCGAGAUACACAUUCUAAAGGAGUUCACGAAAUUGAAGACACUGGAGAACAAUGGCAAUGCGAAGUCGAGGAUCGCCAGGACGACAAAGAAUGUAAAAGAUGAGAGUCAAUGUAAUCUGCAGUUUUCAUUUACUACUAUAAAUACUGAUGACUCAGAGGGGCCCGUUAGAGUUAUCGUCAAGCCUGCGAAAUAUAACGAGGGCAUGAUUAACAUAAAAAAUACAGUUGAUGCGAGGAACAAAAGUAAGAGCGAUAUUAGGGAGUGUUCCUUUAAUAUUAUUUACGAACCCAAGUAGCUAUAGUUGCAUAAUGAUAAUAUUAGAAGUAUGGAUAAACGUUUUUGAAAAUAUUCAUAUUGUAGCUUGUAAAUUUUAAAUUUGAUCCGUACACGUGUUUAUUUAUUACAAUAGAACAUUCGCUACAUAUUUUAAAUACAGUAAUGUGUACAAAUGUAUAUUUCUUCGGGCAUUAUAGAUAACACUUGUUAAUAAUUAUCCAUGCUAAUACCGAAAUAACUUCAGGAAUAUGUCAGCGAUAAUCAACCUUAUGUAUAGCUUAAUUUAUAUACAUAUUAUAUUAUGUAACUCAUCAGAGUUUAUCUGGCACAUAAAGAUACAGCGCGAAGAGGUGGACAACAGAGUGUCAUUGCCAAAUGUUUUAAAGAUCAGUGUGACUUGUGUAGGCAUAGUAACAUGAAGGAACCCUGGCAGAAGAUGAAUUGCAGUAAGAUCUAUAAAUUAGUUUACGCGUGUGAUUUGUAAUUUCUUUCAACCCUGAUUUAUGAUGUUAUUUGGCUCGAGUGUUUAAGUCUGAAAAAUGUUUAUUUAGUUUAAGACAAGUAAAGAUGAAUUUUAUAAUUUAUAUAAUUUUUUGAAAAUACACAAUGUUUUAAUAAAGAAACUUUGUAAUGGUAAA
This is a messenger RNA of Nasonia vitripennis (jewel wasp), 1956 nucleotides long. RefSeq lists its product as uncharacterized. The coding region runs from base 543 to 1337 and encodes 264 amino acids. The transcript has 2 exons. NCBI's taxonomy places the organism in Eukaryota, Metazoa, Arthropoda, Insecta, Hymenoptera, Pteromalidae. The record is from RefSeq and is a predicted model, not a curated record.